Molecule: messenger RNA, 1092 nt
Organism: Mycosarcoma maydis (corn smut)
Lineage: Eukaryota; Fungi; Basidiomycota; Ustilaginomycetes; Ustilaginales
Exons: 1
Coding region: 1-1092 (363 amino acids)
Molecular function (GO): oxidoreductase activity
Source: RefSeq, a predicted model, not a curated record
AUGUCGGGCGAAUCAGUACCAACCAAGAUGCGUGCUGCCACCAUCAAGGACUUCAAAAAGGGCUACGAGAUCAAGGAUAUUGACGUACCGACCGACCUGGGACCCAAUGAUAUCCUCAUCAAAAUUGCUGCUGCUGGCUACUGUCAUACUGACUUGCAGGUGAUGGAAGGAGUAUACGAGUCGCAAGGUGCUAAGCCAGGAUUGGUUGGCUCGCACGAGCCUGCUGGAACUGUAGUCAAGACUGGCUCCGACGCCGGCAAGUCGGGCAUCAAGGUUGGCGACCGCGUUGGCUCGAUCAACACCUAUGGCUAUUGCGGCAAAUGUGACUCGUGCAAGCAAGGAAAGCAGCUCUGCGACAACAUGCCCGGCAUGCUCGGACUCACGCUUAAUGGCGGCUUCUCUCAAUACAUGAAGGCCGACGCUCGUGUGGUGUCCAAGAUACCCGACAGCAUUCCCUUCGACCAAGCUGCUCCCCUGUUCUGUGCUGGUGCAACCGUGUACGGGGCUUUGCUGGCCGUCGAGCCCCAAAAGCGACAAUGGCUAGCAAUGGUAGGUAUCGGUGGCCUUGGUCACCUUGGCGUGCAGUACGCCAAAGCAAUGGGUUGCAAUGUAAUUGCCAUCGAUAAUCGCAAAGAGGGCCUGGAGCUUACCAACAAAGCACCCGACCACCUCAAGCCCGACAAAACAUUCCUCAUUGAUUCGGAAGAGGCACAGAAGAAAUGCAUCGACGAACUGUCGAGCAGCUUCUACGAGACCAACCCCGGCGUCGACCGUGUGGUCAUCAACUGUGAGGAUCGUGGUCUCAUUAAAUUUAGUCAGCAGUUCCUCCGCAAAGGUGGUCAACUAGUCGACGUCGGUUUACCAGCUGACGGACCCUUCGAGCUCGACUCGUUUGCCAUGAACUUCAAGGAGCAGACUAUCCGAGGUCGUCUGAUUUGCACGCCCGAACAGUGCCAGGACAUGAUCAACUUGCACGCCGACAAUGGUUGCACUACCUUUAUCGAAAAAACAUACACCAUUGACCAGGCCAACGACAUGGCUGAACACUACAACUCGAAGAAGCUGCAGGGUCGCCUCUGCAUAGUUUUCUGA